AGCUGAGUGACGGGGCACGAAGGCAGGAGGGGACCGCACGGCCGCAGCGCGCAGCACCAAUCCGUCCGAGGGAAUAUUGACAAUCCCGACAACGCACCCCGACUGAUACUUACCGCGGACCAGAGGAGGGAGGCUUGUCACCAUGGAAGGCUUAAUGGAGCGGCUGGAGCGAGCUGUGAAUCGCCUGGAGAAGUUGUCCGUCACCAUGCAGCCGUCCGGCGGCAUGGCGAACGGGGGCUGUGUCAACGGCAUCGAUGGAGGUUUGUCUCAGUGUGUGGAGGCCUUCGACGUCUUACUGGAAGGUCCAGUGUCAGACUACCUGAACAACAGCCGAGCCUUAGGAAGCGAAGUGGAGAAACACGCCGAGAUGGUAAACAAAGCCCUGCAGACUCAGAGGACUUUGCUCAAGAUGGCUGCCACACACCAGGAACCUGCACAGAUGGAGUUUCAUGACCUGCUGAAGCCAAUUUCAGAUCACAUCCAGGAGAUCCAGAGCUUCAGAGAAAGAAACCGGGGCAGCAGCUUCUUCAACCACCUGUCGGCCAUCAGCGAGAGCAUCCCCGCUCUGGGCUGGGUGGCUGUGAGCCAGAAGCCGGGUCCCUAUGUGAAGGAGAUGAAUGAUGCCGCCACCUUUUACACCAACAGAGUGCUGAAGGACUACAAGGAAACCGACAGACGUCAUGUAGACUGGGUGCGUUCCUACUUGUCAAUCUGGACCGAGAUGCAGUCCUUCAUCAAACAGCACCACACUACAGGCCUGGUGUGGAGCAAGACCGGCCCCAUUGCUCCUCCUUCUCUCUUUGACCCCCCGACUGUCGCCGGCGCUCCCUGUCCCCCACCUCCCCCUCCUCCUCCCCCAGGCCCUCCUCCAGUCUUUACUGAUGAUGACUCCCAGCCCCCGGCGGGUGGUGCAGGAGCCCAGCACUCAGCGCUGUUUGCUCAGCUCAACCAGGGCAUGGACAUCACUAAAGGUCUGAAGCAUGUAUCAGAUGACCAGAAGACCCAUAAGAACCCCAGUCUGCGUUCACAAGCAGCUCAGAGUAAAACGACGUCCCCAGGGACGGUGAACUCACCCAGAGCAGCCGUCCAGAAAAGACCCCCUAUGCUGGAGCUGGAGGGAAAAAAAUGGCGGGUGGAGAACUUUGAGCAGAAACAUGACCUGGUGAUCGAGGAGACGGAGCUGAAACAAGUGGUCUAUGUCUUUAACUGCAGCAACUCCACCUUGCAGAUUAAGGGCAAAAUUAACUCCAUCAUCCUAGACAACUGUAAGAAGCUGGGUUUGGUUUUUGAGAACGCAGUUGGGAUCGUGGAGAUCAUCAACUCCAAGUCAAUUCAGUUACAGGUGUUGGGAACAGUUCCCACCAUUUCCAUCAACAAGACAGAGGGCUGCCAGGUCUACCUGAGUAAGGACUCCCUCAACUGUGAUAUCGUCAGUGCCAAGAGCUCUGAGAUGAACAUCCUGGUACCACAAGGAGAUGACGAUUAUAGAGAGUUUCCAGUACCGGAGCAGUUCAAGACUGUUUGGGAUGGGUCCAAACUGGUGACAGAACCCACUGAGAUCGCAGGCUGAUUGAUGCUUCAUUGUCAUCACGUUUUUUUUUUUUAAUAAUCUCUCUGUCCCCCUGAUUUCAUU
This is a messenger RNA of Chelmon rostratus (copperband butterflyfish), 1633 nucleotides long. It is a transcript of the gene cap2, whose product is annotated as cyclase associated actin cytoskeleton regulatory protein 2. The coding region runs from base 143 to 1570 and encodes 475 amino acids. Gene Ontology annotation, biological process: cytoskeleton organization; cell morphogenesis; regulation of adenylate cyclase activity. Gene Ontology annotation, cellular component: cytoplasm. Gene Ontology annotation, molecular function: adenylate cyclase binding; actin binding. The record is from RefSeq and is a predicted model, not a curated record. NCBI's taxonomy places the organism in Eukaryota, Metazoa, Chordata, Actinopteri, Chaetodontiformes, Chaetodontidae. The transcript is spliced from 13 exons.